This is a messenger RNA of Jatropha curcas, 1966 nucleotides long. It is a transcript of the gene XXT4, whose product is annotated as Galactosyl transferase GMA12/MNN10 family protein. The record is from RefSeq and is a predicted model, not a curated record. Gene Ontology annotation, cellular component: membrane; endosome; trans-Golgi network. Gene Ontology annotation, biological process: xyloglucan biosynthetic process. Gene Ontology annotation, molecular function: hexosyltransferase activity. NCBI's taxonomy places the organism in Eukaryota, Viridiplantae, Streptophyta, Magnoliopsida, Malpighiales, Euphorbiaceae.
UCUGACAACUUGCAGUUGGACAUAUGUCGUGACCAACUCCGCCUUUCAACUCUCUAAUCGCCACCACUAUCACACCAUAAACAUAUCACCAAAACUGCACCGCCGUCUCAAUCUCCAACUCCACCUCCACCGCGUCCAGGGCUUUUAAAUUAUUCCUCCUCCCUGCAAAAAGAUUUCAGAGGUAAGAGAUUAAAUUAUUAUUGUUAGUAUUAUAUUAAAUGCUUUCCAGAUCCACAUACUAAAAAAUCCUACACACAGAAGAGAGAGAAAUUGGAUCUCUCUCUAAGUGUCGCAUCUGAGUCUAUAAUUUCAGAGUUAAAAUUAAUAUGGGGCAAGAGAGCUUCACUCCCCAAAAAAGAGCUAGCGGCGGUGGAGGUGGAGGAUUACCCACCACUACCGCCACUGCCAACGGCAGAGUUGGCCGUGCAACGAUGCCACGCGGUAGGCAGAUACACAAGACUUUCAAUAACAUCAAGAUCACUAUCCUUUGUGGCUUCGUUACGAUUCUUGUCCUUCGCGGUACUAUAGGCAUUGGCAAUCUUACUAGCUCGGAUGCUGAAGCCAUCAAUCAGAAUCUAAUUGAAGAGACUAAUAGGAUUUUAGCUGAGAUCCGCUCCGAUGACGACCCUACCGACCCGAAUGAGCUGCCUGAGCCUGAGAUCAACCCCAACGUCACUUACACGUUAGGCCCCAAAAUUGCUAAUUGGGACCAGGAACGUAAGGUAUGGCUUACUCAAAAUGCUGAGUUCCCUAAUUUUGUUAAUGGAAAAGCUCGGAUUUUGUUGUUGACCGGUUCGCCUCCGAAACCAUGUGAUAACCCGAUUGGGGAUCAUUAUCUGUUGAAGGCGAUAAAGAAUAAGAUCGAUUAUUGUAGGAUUCAUGGGAUUGAGAUUGUUUAUAAUAUGGCUCAUUUGGAUAAGGAACUAGCUGGCUAUUGGGCGAAAUUGCCUAUGAUUAGGAGAUUGAUGCUUUCACAUCCUGAAGUGGAGUGGAUUUGGUGGAUGGACAGUGAUGCAAUGUUUACUGAUAUGGUUUUUGAGAUCCCUUUAUCCAAGUAUAAUAAGCAUAAUUUGGUGAUUCAUGGGUAUCCUGAUUUAUUGUUUGAGCAAAAAUCAUGGAUUGCUUUGAAUACCGGGAGUUUCUUGUUUAGGAAUUGUCAAUGGAGCUUGGAUUUGCUUGAUGCCUGGGCUCCUAUGGGUCCUAAGGGGCCAAUUAGGGAGGAGGCUGGCAGAAUUUUGACUGCUAAUUUAAAGGGGAGACCAGCAUUUGAGGCUGAUGAUCAGUCAGCUUUGAUUUACUUGCUGCUUUCGCAGAAAGAUCAGUGGAUGGAUAAGGUGUAUAUUGAGAAUCAGUAUUAUUUGCAUGGUUAUUGGGCAGGUUUGGUGGAUCGGUAUGAGGAAAUGAUUGAGAAGUACCAUCCAGGAUUGGGUGAUGAGAGGUGGCCUUUUGUGACACAUUUCGUCGGUUGCAAGCCUUGUGGGAGCUAUGGGGAUUAUCCUGUCGAACAAUGCUUGAGAAGUAUGGAAAGGGCUUUCAAUUUUGCCGACAACCAGGUGCUUAAAUUGUAUGGUUUUGGCCAUAGGGGACUAUUGAGCCCCAAGAUCAAGAGGAUCAGGAAUGAGACAGCGACUCCACUGGAGUAUGUAGAUCAGUUUGAUGUUCGCCGUCCAGUGCAUCAAAACAGCGGAUCAGGGAGUUAGUGGGUUGGAGUGCUAGUGAGUGAAAUAUGUUCAUUGUGUCAUAAUUUGUAGGUUAUGUAAUUCCUCAGUCAAAGGCAGAUUUAAAUUUGAUAACAGUUCAGAAUUAUAUAAGUUUACCAUGCUAUGUUGUCUUGUUUUUGCUUCUGAGAACAAAAGGAUUAAGGGGUAAAAUUCUUUUAUUAACACAAACUUUGUCUUUUUCUUGUGUUUGAGUAAUCAAUGAAGGAAAAUUAUAAUCGACGCCACAGUAUGGUUGUCCUUUUCCA